Abrus precatorius (Indian licorice) is the source of this 2703-nucleotide messenger RNA. Its product is annotated as U-box domain-containing protein 17-like. Gene Ontology annotation, biological process: protein ubiquitination; cell surface receptor signaling pathway. The record is from RefSeq and is a predicted model, not a curated record. Bases 322 to 2475 code for a protein of 717 amino acids. Gene Ontology annotation, molecular function: ubiquitin-protein transferase activity; protein binding. Lineage: Eukaryota; Viridiplantae; Streptophyta; Magnoliopsida; Fabales; Fabaceae. The transcript has 2 exons. Gene Ontology annotation, cellular component: nucleus; cytoplasm.
UUCAGAGCCUUUUUCCCACCUUUUCUCACUCAUACGCGGAUACGGCCGAAAUUAUUACUAUAAUCCAAUCCUAACUCUCCCUACCCUCUUCCCUUCCUAUAACUUCGACUUCUCAAACAACUUUCCUUAGACAUUCUAACUUUUCCACCCAACCUCUGCAAAACUGUUUCAUAGUAUGCCGUUUAGAAACGCAGAAAAUAUUUUCCCGCAAAAUUUUGCAGCCAUCGAAAAUUUCCCCCUUUCCGCGGGAAAAUCCCUCGGUUCCUGAAACCACCAUCUGGGUCGUCGCGAAUUUUGGAAACCUAGAAAAAAAAAAUUUCGAUGGCUUCGGGGGCUAUAUUCUCGUCGCUCCGGCGGCGGAGGUCGCCGUCGUUGGAGGCGUUUCUGGCGCCGGUGGACCUCGCCGACGUGGCGCUGGUGCGGACUCUGGUCUCUGUCGCCGGCGACCUCGUGUCUUGCUUCUCCGAUCACCGGUUCCCCUUUCAGCGCCGGAAUUCGCGUUCCCUCAUCCGAAAAGUGGAGGUUUUCCGGUCAUUGUUGGAGUGUUUGAGGGACUCCUCCGGCGGCGGCGUUGCUCUUCCCCCGGCGGCGGCGCUAUGCCUGAAGGAGCUCUAUCUGCUGCUCUAUCGUUCCAAGAUUCUCCUUGAUUACUGUGGCCAAUCGAGCAAGCUGUGGCUUUUGGUUCAGAACCAUUCUAUUUCUGGUCACUUUCAUGAUUUGAACCAAGAAUUUUCGACCCUUUUGGACGUUUUCCCCGUUUGGGACGUUGACCUUAGUGAUGAUGUUAGGGAACAUGUUGAAUUGUUGCAGAGACAGUCUAGAAGGGCUAAGUUGUUCAUAGACAAGAAAGAUGAUGCCCUUAGGAUAAGGCUCUUCUGGUUUCUUGAUGAGUUUGAGAGUGGGAGGGUUCCUGAUUCUGCUGAAUUCAGGUCUUUCUUUGUGGAUAAGUUGCAGAUUCUUGAUGCCAAGAGUUGUAGGGUGGAAGUUGAAGCCUUGGAGGAGCAGAUUGUGAAUCAUGUGGAUGAUGUUGAGCCAACAGUUCCUGUGCUUAAUGGGAUUGUGGCGAUUACAAGGUGUUGUAGGUUUUUGUUAUUUGGAUUUGAGGAAGAUGAUGUUGAAUUGGAAAUAGGAAAUCAGAAGGUCAAGAGGAGGUUGAUUACACAGGAAAUUGCUGAAACUUUUGUGACUGUUCCUAAGGACUUUUGCUGUCCGAUAUCGCUGGAUUUGAUGUGUGAUCCUGUGACAAUUUCGACGGGACAAACGUAUGAAAGGAGGUUAAUAUCAAGGUGGAUGGAGGAUGGGCAUUGUACUUGUCCAAAAACGGGGCAAUUGCUUGUUCAUAACCGGCUUGUUCCUAAUCGUGCUCUUAGGAAUUUGAUCAUGCAGUUUUGCACUGCACAUGAGAUACCCUAUGAUCCUCCAGAGGUGGUUGAUGCAACUGCUGAAAUGUUUGCAUCAGCUUGUCCCUCCAAGGCUGCUCUUGAAGCUAACAGAAGGGCUGCCACACUUCUCAUUCAGCAGCUUGCUAAUGGGUCGCAAGCCGCAAAGACUGUAGCCGCUAGGGAGAUAAGAUUGCUGGCAAAAACUGGAAAGGAAAACCGUGCUUUCAUUGCAGAAAGUGGGGCAAUUCCUUAUCUUCGGAACUUGCUUUCAUCUCCUAACACUGUUGCACAGGAGAACUCUGUGACUGCCUUGCUCAACCUAUCCAUUUUUGAGAAAAACAAAAGCCGGAUCAUGGAUGAGGAAGGUUGUUUGGGUUCAAUAGUUGAGGUGUUGCAAUUUGGGCACACAACCGAGGCAAGGGAGAAUGCUGCUGCAACAUUGUUCAGUCUCUCUGCUGUCCAUGACUAUAAGAAAAGGAUUGCAGAUAAUGUGGGAGCUGUUGAAGCACUGGCAGGGCUGUUGCAAGAGGGGACCCCAAGAGGAAAGAAGGAUGCUGUAACGGCGUUGUUUAAUCUCUCCACGCACACUGAGAAUUGUUCGAGAAUGAUAGAGACUGGGGCAGUAGCAGCUAUGGUUGGGGCUUUGGGGAAUGAAGGAGUUGCUGAGGAAGCAGCUGGUGCCUUGGCCCUGAUUGUUCGGCAGCCUAUUGGGGCCUUAGCAGUGGUGAGGGAGGAAGCAGCAGUAGCAGGAUUGAUGGGAAUGAUGCGUUGUGGAACACCAAGAGGUAAAGAGAAUGCAGUUGCAGCAUUGCUAGAGUUGUGCAGGAGUGGUGGUGCAUCUGCAACUGAAAGGGUGGUCAGGGCACCAGCUUUGGCCGGAUUACUUCAAACCCUGCUUUUUACAGGGACAAAGCGGGCAAGACGAAAGGCAGCUUCACUUGCUAGAGUGUUCCAGAGAUGCGUGAAUGCAUCUCUACAUUAUGGUGGAUUAGGUGUAGGGUAUGCAUUUGCCAGCAAUUCAGCUUCAACUAGGGACACAAGCUUUGCUGGUGAUGUUUCAGUUCAAAUGUCCAUUUCUGUUCCUGUUUUAUAGUGUUUGAAUGAAGGUGGAUCACACAAGAGAUGCUGUAUGACAUUGACUCUGUUCCUUGCUUUGUUUCAAUUCAUAUGUACUUGGAUAAAACAGCUUAUCAUAUGAAGAUACCGAGAAAAGUGAAGGUAAUUCAAAGAUGGGUACUAUUUUGGAGAAUAAAGUACCUGCGUCCAUUUAGUGGUAGAGGAUGGCCGUAGUAAAUUCAUCUUUCACAUGAAGGAAACGAUG